GUGUGAGGCACUCGGUCGCCUACAAGUCCCACUUCAUGAAUGGCUUCAUUCAACAGUGCCGGGGCUGGGCAGAGAGCGUGAGCUAGUACUCCAGCGCCUGUUGCACUCUCUCCACCACUUCAGGCAGCAAAGAAGAUCACUCCUAGCCAGGGGAGAAGGCUCUGCAACCCCUCUGGCCACACCGCCUGGGUCCCUAACAUGUCCCUGAUGCUCAACAAUACCUAUCAAGGGGGGAAAGCCUACGGAUUACUGAAAGCCAAGCAGGAGGGGAGGCUGGAGGAGAUCAACAAGGAGUUUCUCUGUGACCCGAAGUUUAGCGAUGAAGAGAAUUUGGAGGAAAAGCUUGCAGUUUUUAAAGAAAAGUACAUGGAGUUUGACCUGAAUAACCAAGGUGAAAUUGAUCUCAUGUCUGUGAAAAGGAUGAUGGAGAAACUGGGUGCCCCAAAGACCCACCUGGAACUGAAGAGGAUGAUUUCCGAAGUGACCGGAGGGGUCAGCGAUACCAUCUCUUACCAGGACUUUGUCAAUGUGAUGCUUGGGAAACGGUCGGCUGUUCUCAAGCUAGUGAUGAUGUUUGAAGGGAAAGCCAAUGAAAGCAACCCCAAGCCUUCGGGUCCCCCUCCUGAGAGAGAUAUUGCCAGUCUUCCUUGAAAAGCCAAACUGGUCCGUUUUCCCAUGAUUCCCUUGGGCUGUACCCAGGGCUUCCUGCUUUCUCGCUUUUACGUCAGACAGUCUUAGAAAGCCACCACUGGCCUGCCUUAGCAACAAGAGGAAUGAUAAGGGAAGUUCCAGGGACCUUUCUCAGAAGAGUCCCCAUGUAGCCAUUUUUUUUUUUUUUUACAAACUGCAUCUGAAUAGCCAGCUCUGUCCCGCCCAGAGACAGGUCAGUAGCGAAGAACAAAAAUGUGAAACCAAAACCCACAAGGUAUUUUUCUGAAGAGAAAUGUCGCGGAUGGUUUCCCGAGGCACUAUGGAACGGGUUAACUCAAAUGCCAAAUCUCCAGCCACUGAAAAUCGUCCAGCCAAAUCAAAUAUUCUUCAAGUGGCCUUGUCCCCAAGUGAAGGCCUCUCCUGCCGCCAUUUUGAAUCCUGUCACACCUUGUUCGGCCAUGCCAAUCACUCCCAGGAACCCCUAGCGUCUGAGUGCCUUUCCCCAUUAUUCUCCUGUCUGGCUGCUUUCCGCUGCGCCAACCCGCUUCUUUGCCACUCGCAAGGAUCCUCCAGCUCAUCGCAGGUACAGUCUCUUUUCACCUACGCUAUCAGCCCUCUUGGAUGAACUUAUUUAUUGGCUAGAACUGAUUCAUCGUUCCCAAGAGUCCUC
Heteronotia binoei (common prickly gecko) is the source of this 1321-nucleotide messenger RNA. It is a transcript of the gene AIF1L, whose product is annotated as allograft inflammatory factor 1 like. Gene Ontology annotation, biological process: actin filament bundle assembly; ruffle assembly. The record is from RefSeq and is a predicted model, not a curated record. Lineage: Eukaryota; Metazoa; Chordata; Lepidosauria; Squamata; Gekkonidae. Gene Ontology annotation, molecular function: actin filament binding; calcium ion binding. Gene Ontology annotation, cellular component: actin filament; ruffle membrane. The coding region runs from base 199 to 651 and encodes 150 amino acids. The transcript has 6 exons.